Molecule: messenger RNA, 1077 nt
Organism: Drosophila bipectinata
Lineage: Eukaryota; Metazoa; Arthropoda; Insecta; Diptera; Drosophilidae
Source: RefSeq, a predicted model, not a curated record
AGAGAAUAUUUGAAAAGAAUUUCUCACCUAAUUAACCAAUUUUUGGAUUUUUGUUUCGACCCUCAUUUGUUACGUAGUCUUGUAUUUUAUAAGUUCUCAGCGAUUGUUUUGCAACAAAUCCAUCACUCACCACCCACCACACAGUUAAAACCAAGUCACACCACACCCCCAUCCAAGUUUUAGUUCAGUUUUUAAGGAUCAAGGAUAGUACUUGACUUUUAGUUAGGGUUUGAGGAAGUUAUAGAGGUUUUUUGAGGGACAAUUUUGAAAAAUACACCUAACAUCUAACACCUAUCGACCAUGGAGAGUUUCUCGCCGGAUCUACUAUGGAUGGUCGUCAUCGGCUUCCUGAUCGCCUUCGUCCUUGCCUUCGGCAUCGGCGCCAACGAUGUGGCCAACUCCUUUGGCACUAGUGUUGGCUCGGGAGUCCUUACCAUUCGACAGGCCUGCGUCUUGGCCACCGUUUGCGAGAUAUCCGGCGCCGUUUUAAUUGGAUACAAAGUUUCGGACACCAUGCGCAAGGGCAUCCUGGAGGUGGGUCUGUACGAGGGCUCGGAGCAGGUCCUGAUGCUGGGCUGCGUGGCUGCCUUGGCCAGCAGUGCUGUAUGGCUUUUGGUUGCCACCUUCAUGAAGCUGCCCAUCUCGGGCACCCACAGCAUCGUUGGCUCCACCAUUGGAUUCUCUUUGGUGGCCCGGGGUGUUCAGGGACUGAAGUGGUCCACCCUGGGCACCAUCGUUGGCCCGUGGUUCAUCUCGCCGGUGCUGAGCGGUAUUGUGAGCAUCCUCCUCUUUCUGGCCAUCCGCCGGUUCAUCCUUCGCGCCCAAGAGCCACUCAAGGCCGGGUUCCGUUCGCUGCCCAUCUUCUAUGGCGCCACCUUCUUCAUCAACGUGAUCAGCGUAGUGCUGGACGGACCGAAGUUGCUCUACAUGGACAGCAUCCCCGCUUGGAUAGCGGUCAGCGCCAGCCUGGGCCUCUCGCUCCUGGUGGCGAUGCUCACUGCUGGUGGUGGUGCCCCUGCAACGUCGCAAAAUAGCCAAGCGCCUGCGUGCCGAGAAUCCAGUCAAGUUCAAGUUUGA